This is a messenger RNA of Podarcis muralis (Common wall lizard), 2275 nucleotides long. Lineage: Eukaryota; Metazoa; Chordata; Lepidosauria; Squamata; Lacertidae. The record is from RefSeq and is a predicted model, not a curated record.
UUGCGGCUCAGGGCUCCCGAGGGAGAUGGAAGAACCCGGAGCUUAUAGGUGCAUUGAGUGCAGUAGGAAGGCUCCUGAGCUGUACAAGGAUUACCAGCGUGGCGUGCUGCGAAUUUCUAUCUGCGUAACAAGUGUCUCUUUCUAUUUUGCUGGGUGCAAUUUAACAUCUUUGUCAAAGAAAAUUUUAAAAUCCUGUCAGAAACCAGUGGACAAGUAUAUAGAAUAUGAUCCUGUUAUCAUCUUAAUUAAUGCUAUCUUAUGCAAAGCACAGGCUUAUAGACAUAUAUUGUUCAAUACGAAGAUAAAUAUUCAUGGGAAGCUUUGCAUAUUCUGUUUGCUUUGUGAGGCUUAUAUCAGAUGGUUGCAGUUACAGGAUUCAAGCCAAAGCACUGAACCUGAUGAUUUAAUUAGAUAUGCCAAGGAAUGGGAUUUUUAUCGAAUGUUUGGGAUAGCGUCUCUGGAACAAACUGCCUUUUUGAUUGGCAUCUUCACCGCUUUGUGGCUAGCAAGAGCUGUAGUCCUGACAACCAAGGCAGAUUUCACCUUUCUUCUGAAAGCAUUGCUGCUAUCCAGCUAUGGAAAACUUCUGUUGAUUCCAGCUGUUAUUUGGGAACAUGACUAUACUCAUUUGUGCCUCUUGCUCAUUAAAGUGUUUGUCUUGACCUCAAACUCGCAAGCAAUUAGAGUUACCUUGAAUACAAGCCGAAAACUUUGCCUGGUGGCUAUUGUGAGUGGAUUAAUUUUUGAAAAUGCUAUCAUCAGCUUGUUCCAGAGGAUAGGAUGGAAUGUUUGAAGCAAUCUUGAUUUAGUUUGUUUUAGGUGGAAUUACCUGAAGAUAUAAAGGAAAUGAUGUUUUUUGAGUCAUUUAUUUUGCCACUGUUUACUACCUGUUUGUUAUAAAUGCAGUGGUAAAGAGACAAUGAACAUAAAGAAAACCUUCCAUGCUGAAGAGGAGAUAGUAAUAUGAAGAGUGCAAUGAUGCACUGAUGGAAUGUAAUUAGUUCUAUAACGUACUUCAGUAUUUUUCAUUUGUCAAAAACGUCUUGGACUGGUGGUACUGCUGUCCUAGAUAUUUAUGGAUCUAGUUGUGGUCCAUUUUUCUACUACACUGUUUAGUGUUUUGUACUUUAAAAAAAGCCUGAUUAGUAGUUUCAUUAUGAGGGGGGAAAGCAUAUGUGGAAAUGGAGACAAAAUUAUAUCCUAUGACACCUAGUCUGACCACCUUUUGAAAGCUGUUACAUCAGAAUGAACAGCAAACCAAUGCUUAUGACAUGACAUACAGAUUGCAGUAAAGUUAAGGCUGAAAUCCUCUACUUACCUAUGAGUAAGCCCCAUUAAAUUUGGUGGGGCUAACUUCUGAGUAGACAAGUAUAAGCCUGGAGCACUUGCUUACUUUGCAAGGGCAUUACUUUAAUAUUGCAGGCAGCUGCGCUACUUAUCUGAGAGAUAAUCACAUUUUAAAUUUGAUGUUGAUACAUACUCAAAUAAUAAAGAUGCUUUGUGGGCUUCAUUUCUAAAUCUCUUAAUUUUGAUGUUUAUGUAAGAGGCAUAUUUAAAGUUCUUUUUGAAAAGAUUUAAGCGGCUAUCCUAUACCCACUUACCUGAGAGUACUGUGAUAGAACUUAAUUCUGAGCAAGUGCAUAAAGAAUUGUACUGUUCUUAUGUUUCCCUGAAAAUGAACUUGACAGCGUUAUUACACAUGUUUACUCAAAGGUAAGCUCUACCUGGGUACAAAUGAGUGGCGCUUAUGUAUGAUUUAAGUGUAUUUGGAAUGUACAGUAAACCUUCAUUUUGUGGACGAUAGCAUAUUUAAUUAGGGCAAUGGUAACAGAAGGUAACUGGAAUAGAUAAUUGUCUCCCAAUAUUAAUUGUAAUUAACUGCUGCAUUGGGAAACAAUAGCUUGUACUUGGAAAGUUAUAUGCUAUUAUUUUUUUUCUACCCCAAACCAAGUGGGUUAGGUAGGAUGACUUCUGGAGCUCCCCACCCAAUGGCUUUGCAGUUCUGUUCCAUGGAAUUGUGUUCAUAGAAGCUGAGGCAUCUGUUUUAUUUAUACUUAAUAAUAAGGUUCAAACAUGAAGGUGGUCUAGGUGAAUUUUGGUGUUUAAUGAGAAACUCUCCGAUAUAUUUGAUAAACUUUGCAGUUAACUCGAUGACUCAGAACUAGAGGUAUUAGGAAUCUGUGUUAUUGUUUAAUAUCCUUACUUACCCUUGCUUUUUGGAGUAACAUUUCUGUACUGCCUUUCAUUUCAAAGAAUAUUUUAUUUUGAGAAUUUA